UCCACUGCCACACGCCCCUUGUUUUCACCCCACCUCGAGCUUAUCCACGCGGAAUCAAAGAGCAACUUGAUGAAUAUUCACAGUUUACGUCCUCGGUGGCUGACGAACCGUGAAAGGUCGACUGGUUUUCUUUUUAACAUUUUUUUAGAAAUCGAGCUGCCUUCGAAUCGAUCUCAACUCCAGAGGAUACAUCUCCAGGAAACUGCCGGUUUGAGUCCAUCGUCGCAGUAGUUUGAUUUAAUUUUUUACCACAGGCGUUUCGACGCUGCUUUUCUUCUGUUGGGACAUCGGAACAUCUUCAAAAUGUUGCUUGAACACCCGGGGUCAAGCUGUCAAAGCACCGGCAAUUUCUCCCGGUACAGUUCAGGACAAGAAAUCCCAGUAUGUGCAGGCUGCAAUCAACACAUCGUGGACCGCUUUAUCCUCAAAGUGCUGGAUCGCCACUGGCACAGCAAGUGCCUGAAAUGCAGCGACUGCCAGGCGCAACUGUCCGAGAAGUGCUUCAGCAGGGGCGAGAGCGUCUACUGCAAAGAGGAUUUCUUCAAGAGAUUCGGGACCAAGUGCGCAGCCUGUCAGCAGGGCAUACCGCCCACACAGGUGGUGAGGAGAGCGCAGGACUUCGUGUACCACCUGCAUUGCUUCGCCUGCAUCGUGUGCAAAAGGCAACUGGCCACAGGUGACGAGUACUAUCUGAUGGAGGACAGCAGGCUCGUGUGCAAAGCCGACUACGAGACCGCCAAACAGAGAGAGGCAGACUCGACUGCAAAAAGGCCACGAACCACCAUCACUGCUAAACAGCUGGAAACACUGAAGAACGCCUACAAUAACUCUCCCAAACCUGCCCGCCACGUCCGAGAGCAGCUAUCGUCAGAGACCGGCCUGGAUAUGCGGGUUGUGCAGGUUUGGUUUCAGAACAGGCGAGCUAAAGAGAAAAGACUGAAGAAAGACGCCGGUCGGCAGAGGUGGGGGCAGUACUUCCGCAACAUGAAGAGGUCACGAGGAAGCUCCAAAUCUGACAAGGACAGCAUUCAGGAGGAGGGCCUGGACAGUGACGCUGAGGUGUCCUUCACAGAUGAACCACCCAUGUCGGAGCUGGGCCUCACUAACGGAAUCUACAGCAGCCUGAGCGACACUUCUCCGGGCAUCGGGGGCCGUCAAGGCGGCAACAACCACAGCUCCUUCCCCCUGGAGCACGGGGUCCUCCCCUCUCAGGACCAGUUCCACGACAUCCGCUCAAACAGUCCCUACGGCCUCCCUCAGUCGCCGGGGUCGCUUCAGGUUCUUCCCCGACACCAGCCCCUCAUCUCCAGCUUGGUCUACCCUGACUCCAGCCUUUCCAUCAUGACCCAGGGCAGCGGGCCUGGUAUCAACCCCGGGGUGAGGGUCUCCAUGGGGGCUGCCAACGGCCCCAGCUCAGACCUCUCGACUGGCAGCAGCGGAGGAUACCCAGACUUUCCUGCCAGUCCUGCCUCGUGGUUAGAUGAAGUGGACCACGGGCAGUUUUGAUUGGUCAACAUUAAGAAAUUGGACUCUAUUUCUUCUUUUUUUUAGUUUUCUGUGUCUUCUGUUGGAUUUAAGGAGUUGGGAAAUCAGGGCAGUGAUUGUGCAAAGGACUAGACUGCUGUCUUUGGAUCUCCAAAUGAUCUGAUAAACAGAUUCAUUUAAAUCUGGGAUAUUGAUGAAAGGAAGGAGGAAAAUGUCCUCCAUUAAAAGCACUUUGCUUAACAAUUGUCCUUCAGUAUUAAAAACUGUAUGUAAAGCAAGAAAUCUGUGAAAAAAAUGCUGUUUUCAGAUACCACUAUAAGCUUUUUCAUCAAUGAGACUCUUUCUUUCAUUUGGAUUUUCACCAACUCGCUCUCUUUGUUUUCUACACUGUGUUUAGGGGGAGAAUUCAGUUUACCGUUCAGAGUCUUUAAAUGUCUGGUUGUUGCCAAAUGUCUAUAUAUAAAUAUAUAAUGGUUUAUCAUUGCGGAGACUUUAUUUUUAUACAAACCCCCUUCCUGGACAUGAAUAAGAAACCCAGAUAUGAGGACUUUGUACAUUCUUAAACAGGGAUCUAGGCAAAAUGUAGAUGUUGUCUUAAAUGGUACCUAGGGGUCCAAUUACUUCUAUGCAUUUGUGUGUUCUCAGAUGUAUCUCGUUUGUUUUGUUCUACAGAAAACAACCCCAAGGAAGAGCUUGCUGUAUAGCACAUGGGGUUCGAUGUAUAUGUUUGUUUAUGUGGAAAAUGUUUUAUGUCUUAUUUAUUCCCUCUGGUAAUGAUGAUGACGAUGAUGAUGAUGAUUCCUGGUUAAAUGGCAGGACUUUAAUAAAUUUGUCACCUAAAUUAACAA
Molecule: messenger RNA, 2333 nt
Organism: Trematomus bernacchii (emerald rockcod)
Lineage: Eukaryota; Metazoa; Chordata; Actinopteri; Perciformes; Nototheniidae
Gene: lhx3
Product: LIM homeobox 3
Exons: 6
Coding region: 304-1506 (400 amino acids)
Biological process (GO): regulation of transcription by RNA polymerase II; neuron differentiation
Cellular component (GO): nucleus
Molecular function (GO): RNA polymerase II transcription regulatory region sequence-specific DNA binding; DNA-binding transcription factor activity, RNA polymerase II-specific
Source: RefSeq, a predicted model, not a curated record